CCAUUUUGUGCGGGGCUACAAAAGUGUUAAAAAUUAGCAUUUUAUUGAUUGCAAUAAGUAUACCGUGUUCUGUAUAUGUGUGCGCUAUAUAAGUACUACAUCUAUAAAUAUAAUCGGAAAUGAGGGCCGCGCGUCGGGGAAGCGACGUCGGGCGGAAUAAAUUACGGAAAAAAUGCCAAUCAAAUUGUAUUGUGUAAAAAAUACAGCAGCUUUUUCUUGAAAUAAGCGGUAUCAUUGGAAGACAAAUUUUCAAAAAUGGUCUGUUCUAUAUGCAUUAAGAGACUGGAGGGUGUUCAUCGCUUUGCAAUGAUGGCAUACCGUACCCAAGAAAAAUUGAGAUCACAGCUCUAUAAUAACAUUGACAAUACAAAUUCUGUACAAGAUGAUGAUGUACAGGAUAUUAAAGAUAUUGCAAAGAAGACGGAAGAUCGAGGAUUAUUACAUUCAAUAUUGACAAAAGGUGUGAUAGAAAUUUUAACUGAAGACGAACCACUGGGACCAUCAGAGUUAAAUUCCCAAGAGGACAAACGUCAUACUCCAAGUAUGGAGGAAAUGGAAGUAAAAGUGGAUCCAAUGUUAUUUUUACAAUGUGGUAUGGAACAAUCUGCAUCGGAAGCUUCCGAUUCCUCAGACAAUGAGGAAGAAAUAACAGGAACACAUUCACCUGAGCCACUACCUUUAACAAACAAAAAUAUUGAAGCAGAAGAAGAAGACGAAGAGAAAAAGGAUGAAAGCGAAUCUAAAUUGCAUGAGGACAAUGAAAAAAUUACAUCUAUCGCAUCAACCAAACCAUACGAAUGUACAAUAUGUGCUCGAUCUUUUAUAUCGCAAAUCGGUUUGCAAAAUCACUUAUGGUCACACUUACCCAAAGAAAGAAGAUUCGAUGGAAAGCCUAUUUUACGAUCUCAACAUGUUUAUUCCACAAAUGGUGUACUUCACACAAAUAGUGAUAACAAUUCGUCCAGCAAUUUCAUCUGUCCAAUCUGCAGUAAAAAGAUUUCUACAAAGGGAAAUUUAAAGGUGCAUUUAGAGACGCACAGGCCUAAGGGGAAAUAUGGAUGUGAUAUAUGUGGAAGAAUUUUUAAAACACAAUCGAACCUAUUCAGACACAAGGAAUAUCAUGGCGGCAUACAGUUUCCAUGUAAUGUAUGUGGGAGAGUGUAUCCGACGAAUUCGACGUUACGUGCCCAUAGCAUAACGCAUUCGGAUUUAAGACCGCAUGCAUGCCCACUUUGUGAUAAAACGUUCAAACGAAAUCAGGAUCUAAAAUUCCACAUAAAUCAGCAUACGGGUGCGAGGCCUUAUCAGUGUCCUUACUGUCCGAAAGCUUUCGCGAGCUCGGGCAACUGUUUUUCACAUCGUAAAAGAAUGCAUCCUCGGGAGGUUCAUCGGGAUCGACAAAGAGCGGCGGAUUUAAUGAGAUGAACCAUGGGUAGUCAGUACGAGGACUGGUCUUAGAAUCUCAGAUAAAUAUUCUGUCGAGUGAUGAUCGUAUAUUGAUCAUAUAUCAGUAUCUGUCGUAAACUUCAUUUCCAGAGAGUAACGGUGCUAAUGUAUGAAAACGAGAAAUUUUGUAUGCUUUAUUGUUUUUAACUUAUUUAUAUACAUUUAGCAUUAAGUAUGUUGUUGUUGGUAUUAUAUACUUUGUUAGUUAUUUAAUGAAUAUGUCUUUCUAUUGUCUGAUAAGGAUGUUUGUUAAUAUGAGAUAUUGGUAAACUUCCAUCGUUGUUAGUAAAUCUAGCGAUGAAGUACUUUACUAUAGAGAAAAUAAGUUUGAAAUUUCAUAGCCAGAUUUAAAUAUUGAUACUUCUAGUCUUAUUUUCGAAGCAAUUAUAUACAUAUUUAU
Molecule: messenger RNA, 1846 nt
Organism: Camponotus floridanus (Florida carpenter ant)
Lineage: Eukaryota; Metazoa; Arthropoda; Insecta; Hymenoptera; Formicidae
Product: zinc finger protein 558
Exons: 5
Coding region: 256-1425 (389 amino acids)
Biological process (GO): regulation of transcription by RNA polymerase II
Cellular component (GO): nucleus
Molecular function (GO): RNA polymerase II cis-regulatory region sequence-specific DNA binding; DNA-binding transcription factor activity; zinc ion binding
Source: RefSeq, a predicted model, not a curated record